GUGGUUGAGCUGCAGGUUGAGUUCCGAACGCUUGCGGAGGCUGCUUCCGUGGCGGAGACAGCCAUGCCGCUGAAAUGCCAGGGCCUCGACUUGUCCGACUGGGAGGACGAUGACCUCCCCUCGCUGCCGAGCUACUCAGAGAAUAGCCGAAGCCUGGACAUCCUGGCGGGGGCCGGGGAGAGCCGGGAGCGCACCAUGAUGAUCCGGCUGAGGAGGGUGAUCCGUGGCCUUCGCGAAGCAGAGAUCCAGGUGAUCCUUGAUAAGAUGAUCCUGCAAGGGGAGCCGCUGGUGUCUGCUUCGAGCCCGGGUGAUUCUGAUGCCAUCGCGGUGGAGGCUGAGCGGCUUAGCCAGACGCUGCUGAGAGUGGCAGGUUUCCAGGAAGACGACGACGACAACGACACGAAGGAUGUCGGCGGCAAGCGGCUCUGGAGAGCUUUGGUCGAUGGCCGCCAAGGUGCAGGCCGCACUGGUGCUGCUGUCGAUCAGGAUCUUCCGGUGCCCCUCAGCAGUCUCUGGUCGGAGGCGCUGUUGCGGAUCAGUGCCGAGUCGCUGGAGCUCCGAAGAGAGGAGCUCAUGGCCUACGCCGAGAUGUGGUCGACUCGUCUGAUCGAAGCAGAGCACUACAACCAGCUGGACGAGAUCGAUGAGACCAUCGGCUGGGUGAGCCUGCAGAUUGAUCGUCUCAAGGCCAAAGCCCAGCAGAACGUGCUGUUGAAGCGGAUGGAGGCUCAGGACCGGUCGACGCCGCUCCUGUUGGAGCCGCCGUACCGCAAGGACCCCAAAGUGGGACCUUCUCCGCUGACUUUGCGAUGGGUGCGCCUGCAAUCCGCGCUGCUUCUUGCAUCUGUGGGGAAUGAAGAGCCCGGAGAGUUCUGUUUUCUGGUCAGCCUCGGGCAGCUCCCUGCCAUGGUCCAGCGCCUGGGCCUGGCCCUCGCGGUGCCGCUGGUGGCUCUCCUGGCCUCCCGGCUCCCGCGGCGCGCGAGCAUCCCCGAGCAUCUGCUGCGGCACGUGGCCUUCCAGGAAGAUGCCCUCAUCGAUGUUGACAGUGGGCGCUUGCUGAACCAGGUCCUCCGCGAAAUGGCCGCGGACGAGAUGGGCCUUCCAACCAACGUCGCAGCAGAUCUCAAGACGGCCGUGAGGCCAUUGCACCGCCACGUGGGCGAAGCGCGCCCAGUGGAGGCGGACGGGAGCUGCUCGCAUCACCUCUUAGUGCGCGACGGGAACAGCAGCGAGUGCAUCUUGCCUCAGCGGAUCGACGUGGCCAAGCACUACAUUAUGACAGGGGGUCCGGAGGCUAUCCGGGAGCCUUUCGAGGACAUGGUUUCCCGCGUUUCGUCUUUCGGCCGCUACAUGUUCAACCUCACCGAAAUGCCGGUGGUCGAACAGCUCUUUGCCGGGCCCAAGUUCCAGCGUGCAGCGAAGAGUGUCUGCCCCAAAAGCAAACAGGUGCUCGAUCCCUUCCAGUACAACUUUAUCCUGUCCGUUCCGGGGCAGACGGUCGCACUUCAUCUGGAUGCUCCCUGGUUCCUGGGCGCCACACGCUUCCAGUUUCCGCAGUGGUUGCUCGCCGUCAUGGUAUUUUCCAACCUCUUCCAGGACCGCUUCGUGGAUCAGGUUCAGGUCGUCGGCUACUUGCAUGAUCGUCCGGCGUUGGACGACGAUUCAGGAGGGCGAUUCCUCUACUACGACCAGAACUCAGCGACACCCAAGGCGGUGCUCUCUAAGCCGCUCUCCGGUGUGGCGGUCGACGGAAGCAAGACGCUGCACGCUGCCGGCGUCUUUCGUCCAAGCGUCAAAGCCCCGUUGCUAGACAAGGACAAAGACAACGCGCUUUUCUAUGUGGGCGAUGAGAAAUGGCAGCUCCGGAGCAACGGCGAGGUGCUCCAGACUUACAACUCCUCCGACUUACGCAUGACCAUCGUGUACAGGGCAAGGUGCUUCGCUUCGGAGGAGGACCUUCGACCCAAGCAGUGGCGCACGGUGGUGCGGUAG
Symbiodinium sp. CCMP2456 is the source of this 1992-nucleotide messenger RNA. NCBI's taxonomy places the organism in Eukaryota, Dinophyceae, Suessiales, Symbiodiniaceae. The record is from the annotation of a GenBank genome assembly.